Messenger RNA from Amblyraja radiata (thorny skate), 12037 nucleotides. RefSeq names its product ATRX chromatin remodeler (gene atrx). Gene Ontology annotation, biological process: chromatin remodeling; replication fork processing. NCBI's taxonomy places the organism in Eukaryota, Metazoa, Chordata, Chondrichthyes, Rajiformes, Rajidae. Gene Ontology annotation, molecular function: chromatin DNA binding; ATP binding. The record is from RefSeq and is a predicted model, not a curated record. The coding region runs from base 630 to 7904 and encodes 2424 amino acids. The transcript is spliced from 35 exons. Gene Ontology annotation, cellular component: nucleus; pericentric heterochromatin.
AUCCGUCAGGCAGGAUCCGCCAUCAAAGUGAUACCCCUCCCUCCUGCAGUUUGUUCCACUCAAGGCCGCAUCUUAAAAUAAAAAUGGCGACUUGCCGCCUGACGCACUCCGUAUUCUCCACCCCCAUCCUUUCCCAACCACGUUCUCCGGUUGCUUCCCACUCGCAUUAUAAUUCAUAUCCAGGAAUGGUGCUAUGGAAGGAAAUCCGUUGUUGAGCGCCCAUGUUUUCUUGCUGUACAUACACACUGCACUGGUGAAUAGUUUAGGGAAACUGCAGGUACUGGAAACCUUAAAAAUAAGAACAGUAAUUGCUGGAAACACUCAGCAGGACAGACAGUUCAUCCGGAAAACGAAAUAAUUCCCUCAAACACAUACAUAACGAAAUUUGGUGUGUCCUCGCCGCGUCUGGGCCCAUUGAUCAACACAUCAGCAGCUCACUGCCGAUUCACCAUUUUGGAUCCUAAUCGGUUGCCGCCAGUGAAAGCAAACUGAAAACAUUAGUGCAGAAGCUACACGAAUAUCUUGCUCAAUCAACAGAACAAGCUGAAGAGACCCUGUCCUCUCCAGACCUAUGUGUAAAUCAAUUUUCAGAUAGAGGGAACGCAGCUCCCAUUUCAAUUUCAACUCAGAUGGAGCAUAAAGAGGUCUCCAGCCGAAAAUCAAAGUCUUCGGGAUCAUCCCACUCAAGAAGGAAACCCUCAUUUGUGACAAAGCACAUUGUGUCAGAUGAUGAAACAUCAAAUGAGACUGCUUCUGGCUGCGAGAAACUGACUUCAAAUAUUGAGGACACGGAUAAUUUAGAUGUGAAUUGUCUGCCUAAAGGCACGGUAGUUGUACAGCCUGAACCUGUAUGUGAUGAAGAUAAAGAUAACUUUCGAGGACCUGAAUUUAGAACCAAAAAUCCUAAGAACAAAAUGGAAACAACAAAGAAACGUGGAGAUGAGAAUCUGCAUGGAAUAGUCAGUUGCACUGCUUGUGGGCAGCAGGUAAACCAUUUUCACAAGGAUUCAGUUCAGCGGCAUCCUGCAUUGAAAGUUGUCAUAUGUAAGAGCUGCCAUAAGUACUACAUGAGUGAUGACAUUAGCAAAGAUGCUGAUAAUAUGGAUGAACAGUGCAGAUGGUGUGCUGAAGGUGGAAAUCUGAUUUGUUGUGAUUUUUGUCACAAUGCAUUUUGCAAAAGCUGCAUAUUGCGCAACCUGGGUAGAAAGGAACUAUCAAAUAUUAUGGAUGAAAACAAAAAGUGGUACUGCUACGUGUGUAAUCCAGAGCCUUUACUGGAUUUGGUCACAGCUUGUGAUAGUGUAUUUGAGUGCCUUGAUCAGCUUUGGCAACAAAACAGAAAGAAGAAAGACUUUGAAAAGUUUAAAUUUGACACUGGAAAAUGCAAGUCUCCAGGCCUUCAUGACAGUGAUAGAUCUGUAGAUCAGGAUUAUAAAAGAACUCCAAGAAUUUCCAGUAAAGAUUGUAAUGGACAGGAAAAGGAUAUAAGUUCGUUGAAGACCCUUUCUUCGGGAUCUGGAGGUAUUACAUAUUCUUACAAGGCAUUGAAAGUACCAAAAGACAUUCUGAAGAAGGCUCGCAAACUAAUUGAUACGACAGCUAACUUGAAUAUUAGCUUCGUAAAUUUUUUAAAACAAAAGGAGUUGGGUGAUUCUGUAUCUAGUGUAAGCAUGAGACAGUUGAAAGCAUUUAAGUCUGUGCUCGGUGAUCUAAAGAAAGUGCAUCUUGCAUUGGAAGAAGUUGUAGAUACAGAGAUUCAAGACUUAGAAAUGGAACAAAAAAAAUCUGAAUCCUUACAAGAGUCUGUUAGCAAAGAUGACGCACAAAAGUCAACUAAAAGUGAGAAUUAUUUAUUACCAAAUAAGCCAAUUGCGGAAAAUUCGGUUUUAGCAGCAGACACAUCUGAUCAAAUGGAAGUGUCUUUGGUUUCGAGUGAACAUGACAAGACUGAAGAUGAAAAUAUCAUAUCUGUAGGAAAAACUGAUAAGUUAAUGCUUAAUCCAGCAAUAGACGGUGUUGAAAAUGACUGUUCAUUAAGUGAGUUCAAAAAUGCAGCUGAUGCUGCAGAUGAAAGUACAAGCCUGGGCCUAGAAUCAGAAAUGGUAGAUGAAACUUUGCUUAACAGUUUAGAUGAGGCUUUUCAUAUGGGAUGUGCUUCUUCACCUACUGGAGAUUUGUCUGCGGUUUCUGACUCAUUGUUACCAGAUUUGGAAACAGUGAAUAAUUCUGCAAGUGACAGCAGAAUGCUUGAUGCUGUGUUGCCUAAGGCGACGAUUAAAAGUGACAAUAACUUGCAAAAAUCUUCAGAGUUUGACACUAGUUCUAGUCCAGUGAAGCAUGAACUUUCAACAAAUUUGACCCCAGUUUCAUUGAAGAGGAGUAAGAAAACAACAAAAGGUGUACGUAAGAAAAAAUUGCCAAAGAGGAGCAAACAAAAUGUGCCCGAAUCUGUGGCUGAGGCUGCAGCGGACAGUGAUGAUGAAGCCAAGGCUGUGGGGAACAGUGAUGAUGCAGCUGAGUCUGCUGGGGAUGGUAGUGCAGCCGAGUCUGCUGGGGAUGGAGACGGUGGAGUCGAGUCUGCUGGGGAUGGAGACGGUGGAGUCGAGUCUGCUGGGGAUGGAGAUGAUGGAGCUGAGUCUGCUGGGGAUGGAGAUGGUGAAGCUGAGUCUGCUGGGGAAGGAGAUGGUGAAGCUGGGGCUGCAGGAGAUGGGGAUGGUAUAGUUGAGACUAUACCGGAUGUAGAUGGUAUAGCUAAGACUGUACGGGAUGUAGAUGGUACAGCUAAGGCUGCAGGAGAUGGGGAUGGUAUAGCUGAGACUGUACGAGAUGUAGAUGGUACAGCUGAGGCAGUACAGGAUGUGGAUGGUACAGCUGAGGCUGCAGGUGACGGAGAUGGUAUUGCUGCGACUGUAUGGGAUGAAGAUAGUGCAGUUGAGGAUGCAGGGGAUGAUGGGAGUGACGCUGAAGCAAUGAGGGAUGGCAGUGAUGCUGGCGUUCCAGAUAAUGAGAGUGGUAAGGAUGUUGCAUUAGAAUCAAUGGAUGAUGAAAACCACGAUACUGGGGAAGACAGCAAUGGUGAUAUUGUGGAUAAUGUCAGUGGUGCAGAUGAUUUGAUUAAAAACAAAAAGCUUGUCACUAGAUCUCAAAAGGGCAGUGCAAAUUUUUCAAAAAAAAGAAAGAAAAAAUCUAAGGAUGAAAGUGAAAAUGAUACUGCAAAUGAUGCUACAAUUGAUGCUUCGGUUCUAUCAGACACUGAUACAAAGCGGUCACCUCGCGUUAAGACUACACCCUUGAGACGCCCUGCAGGGACAGGGAUUGUUAACUCCAGAUCUGAGGAAGACACUGAAAGUGGUGGUGGCAAAAAAAGAAGGAAAUCAAAAAGUAAAACCAAGGACAAUGAAAAAAUUAAUUCUUCAGCAAAAGUCAAGGCUGUCCGAUCAAAAACAUCUAAUAAAAAUGUCAAGUCUGAUUCUGAUAAAUCAGAUGCAUCUCAUAAAGUUGGUGUGCAAAUUACCUCUGACUCUGAUGAAAUACCAGAAGUACUUAGAAAGGCAGCAGUGAAGCGUGAUAGUUCAUCUGAUGCAGAUAACAAAAACAGUGAUUCAUCACAGAAAAUUAUUAAAAAGGCUAGUUUGUUUGGUUUGAGAAAGCGAAUGCCACGAGUAAAUAACACAGAUACCGUUAAACGGAAGAGGAAGUGUUCAUCCUCCAGCUCAGAUUUCAGUGGAAAGCCAAGAAAAAGAACUAGUAAAAGAAUUAAUGUUGCCAAUAAAAAAAGACGACAUAAUUCUGACUCCUCCAACUAUGAUUCUGACCUAGAAAAAGAAAUAAAGAACUUGAGUAAAAUCAGUGCAGCAAAAAAAUCAACUUCAAAGAAAUCCAAAAAGCAGGCAACACAGGAUGAUGGGGUUGAUUCAUCCAAAGAUAAUGAGAAAGUUGCUGCAAAGUCUGCUCAAGAAAAGACAAAAUUAAAACGCAAGAAAAAAACUAAGGAAAGAAAGCAGACCUCUUCAUCCUCGUCAGAUGACGAUGAAGCUGCUGAACAAGCAGACAAGCAUGAUCUUCCUGGAGAAGGAAGCAUUGACGAACAAAAGAUACAACCUAUCAUGGAAAACGUUGUGCUUGCUACUGGAUCUGGAUUUUGCCAGUCAUCAGGUGAUGAAGGAGAAGGCAAUUCAAAAAAUGUCACCCAGUGUGCCAGUGAUGACUGUGAUGAUGAUCCUGAGAAUAGAAUUGCCAAGAAAAUGCUGUUAGCGGAAAUAAGUGCAAAUCUAUCAUCCAACAAUGAUAAAUCUUCAGACGAGGAAUCUGAAGAUGAAAAGAAGAAAUCUGGCCAGAGAAAUGAACAAGAAGAUGAAGAAGAAAAUGAUGAAGACGAGGAAGCUGAAGACGACUCUGGUUCAGACUCUGAGUUUGAAAUGACAAAGAAGCCACGUUACAGGCAUCGACUUUUGAGGCAUAAACUCACAAUGAGUGAUGGUGAAUCUGGAAAUGAAAAAGGAGCGAAAGUCAAAGAUGGAACAAAGGAAGGCACACGCAAGAGCAGAAGGAAAGUAAGUAGUAACGAAGAAACUACCGAACAGGAGAGUGACUCUGACUUCUCUGAAUCUCAAUCUAGUGAAGAGGAAAGUGAUUCUGAUGAUAAACAGAAACGUCCAAGGACAAGAGCAUCUAAAAAAGAGGCAGAGGAAAGCCAUCGCAGCUAUUUGCAGAAAAAGAAAAGAAGGCGAAUUAAAGUUCAGGAAAACUCAUCAAGUGAAAAGAGCAACUCAGAGAGUGGAAGUAAUAGUGAUAGUCAGAGCGAUGAUGAUUUAGCAUCUCCUGGAAAAGGUCGGAAGAAGAUAAGGAAGAUUUUGAAAGAUGGCAAUUUGCGAACAGAAACUCUAAAUGCCUUAAAAAUCGAGGAAGAUAGAAGAAAACGAAUUGCUGACAGAGAAAAGGAGAGGGACAAGUUGAGAGAGCAGAUGGAAGUAUUGGAAGGUUUAGCACCUGCACAUUGUUCAAUAACCACUAAACUGGUCCUUGAGGAAGAUAAAGAGACAAAGGAAUGCCUCAUCCAAGUCCAUCGAAAUUUGGUACGAAAAUUGAAACCCCAUCAAGUAGAUGGUGUGCAGUUCAUGUGGGAUUGUUGCUGUGAGUCGAUGAGCAAAACCGUGAAAGAGACAGGCUCAGGCUGCAUAUUGGCACAUUGCAUGGGACUUGGAAAGACACUGCAGGUUGUGACUUUUUUGCACACCAUGCUGUUGUCUGAGAAAAUUGAAUUCACUACUGCUUUAAUUGUUUGCCCACUAAACACUGUUCUUAAUUGGAUCAAUGAAUUUUCAAAAUGGCAGGAAGGACUGGACGAUGAUGAAUGCCUAGAGGUAACUGAAUUGGCGACAGUUAAACGCCCUCAGGAGAGAUCGUACCUUCUUGAAAGAUGGAUGGAGGAUGGCGGUGUCAUGGUUUUAGGUUAUGAAAUGUAUCGUAAUCUUGCACAAGGCAGAAAUGUGAAAAGUAGGAAGAUGAAAGAAAUAUUCCAGAAGACUUUAGUCGACCCUGGACCAGACUUUGUUGUCUGUGAUGAAGGCCAUAUACUUAAAAAUGAAGCUUCGGCAAUAUCAAAGGCAAUGAAUUCUAUCAGAACAAGAAGGAGGAUUAUUCUAACAGGGACACCAUUACAAAACAAUCUUGUUGAAUAUCAUUGUAUGGUGAAUUUCAUUAAGGAGAAUCUUCUUGGCUCAAUAAAAGAAUUCAGAAACAGAUUUAUGAAUCCGAUUCAGAAUGGGCAAUGCGCAGACUCCACUUUAGUGGAUGUAAGAGUAAUGAAGAAACGUGCCCACAUAUUAUAUGAGAUGUUAGCAGGUUGUGUGCAGCGCAAAGACUACACUGCACUUACAAAAUUCUUGCUUCCGAAACAUGAGUAUGUUCUUGCUGUGAGAAUGAUGCCAAUUCAGUGCAAACUUUAUCAGUACUACCUUGAUCAUUUUACAGGUGUAGGAACUAGUGCUGAAGGUGGAAGGGGUAGAACUGGAACCAGACUCUUUCAAGAUUUUCAAAUGUUGAGUAGGAUAUGGACCCAUCCUUGGUGUUUGCAGUUGGAUUACAUCAGUAAAGAAAACAAGGGAUACUUUGAUGAGGACAGUAUGGAUGAAUUCAUUGCAUCAGACUCUGAUGAGACUUCAAUGAGUCUUUCCUCAGAAGAAGAGAAAAGUAAGAAAAAAAAGCGUGGAAAGAAAAAUGGAAGCAGCUCUAAGGAAAGUGGCAGUGAUAAUGAAGUAGAAGUGAUAAAAGUCUGGAAUUCAAGAUCACGUGGUGGAGGGGAAGGAAGUACGGAAGAUAAAAUUGCAGAACCUACUGUUGCAAAAAUCGAAGAGGUACUUGCAGUGAAGCCUCCCGCUGGUACUAAUCCAGGUAGUCCUGCUGCUGACUGGUACAAAGAAUUCGUUACUGAUGCUGAUGCAGAAAUACUUACCCAUUCAGGGAAAAUGGCCAUCUUGUUUGAAAUUCUACACAUGUCAGAAGCAAUUGGAGAAAAAGUACUUGUCUUCAGCCAAUCACUGAUAUCAUUGGAUUUGAUAGAAGACUUUCUGGAGAUGGCAAAUAGAGAAAAGUCAGAUGACAAGACUAAUGUUUAUAAAGGUGAAGGGAAAUGGUACAGAAACAUAGAUUACUAUCGAAUGGAUGGAUCCACAAGUGCACAAACAAGAAAAAAAUGGGCAGAAGAGUUCAACGAUGAAACAAAUGUCAGGGGUCGUCUAUUCAUCAUUUCCACAAAAGCUGGAUCUCUGGGGAUUAAUCUUGUGGCUUCCAACCGUGUCAUCAUUUUUGAUGCCUCCUGGAAUCCUUCAUAUGACAUCCAGAGCAUCUUUCGAGUUUAUCGUUUUGGACAGUUAAAGCCAGUCUUUGUGUACAGAUUCUUGGCUCAGGGAACCAUGGAGGAAAAGAUUUAUGAUCGACAAGUAACAAAACAGUCACUUUCAUUCCGCGUGGUCGACCAGCAACAGAUUGAGCGUCACUUCACAAUGAAUGAAUUAACUGAACUCUACACUUUUGAGCCAGAUCAGCUGGAUGAUCUAAACACUGAAAAGAAGAAGAAAAGAGAUACUCCAAUGCUGCCAAAGGAUCAUAUUUUAGCAGAACUACUUAAAAACCAGAAAGAUUUCCUUGUUGGUUACCAUGAACAUGACUCGCUUUUAGACCACAAGGAGGAAGAAGAGCUAUCUGAGGCGGACCGUAAAGCAGCAUGGGCUGAAUAUGAAGCAGAAAAGAAGGGUAUCUCCUUGCGAACUAAUGUUGCACCUGGGAUUAAUUUUCCUGGUGCCAAUUUCACCUUGCAGGCUACACAUUUUCCUUUCAACGUAGCAACUUUGUCGGCAAUGAGUAAUCAACAGCUGGAGGAUCUUAUAAACCAAGGCAGAGAGAAAGUAGUCGAAGCAAGUACAAGCAUAGCAGGUGUGAGAGCAGAGGCUCUUGAAGACCUAAUUGCACAAGUGUGGAAAGAGAAUCCCAGCCUGACUGAAGACCAGGUUCAAGCAGUAUCACUCACCAAACAAGUAACCCAAGAGUUGGAAAUUAAACGAAGAGAAGCUAUGUACAAUGAUAUCCUUUCAAAGCAGCAGCUGCUGAUCCGUUCAGUACAGCAGAUAUUAAUGAGCCGAAGGCAGCAUCAGAUUAACCAGAUGGCACAACAGCAACCGUACCCGAUGUCGCCACUUUUAAACCAAUUUAUGGCUGCAAGAAAUGCUGGCCCAAUGCUUAGUUAUCCACACAUCGACCUAAGAGGACUGCCUAUGUAUUCACAAACUGCAUCUGGUAUGCGGCCACCUCCUUUGCAGAGGGCACCACCUAUACCCAUGCAGAUGAAGGGACAGUCUCCUGGCCCCCCACAGCUGAAACAAGGAGUACAAAAUUCAAAAAAUUAGCCAUUGUUAUAAGAGAUUUUACCAGAUAACAAAAACAUAAUAUUGUGCCUUUGCUAUGGUAGCAAGCACAUUUCUGAACUGAAAAAAAAACAGGUGACCAAUUUAUAACUGGGACACUACUUGAGUGCAUAGAUUGGUGCUGAGAUAUUCAGUGGUAAUACUGUCAUAGGAGAUUCUGAAGAAUCUUGAAACAUUGUACAUAGCCUGAAGAAAUAUGUGAUUGGUGAGGAAGAGAACCAGUUUUCUUCCACCUUUAUUUUUCCUUAUGCCAUUUUGUUAAAUUUGAUGUAUCUGAGCAAUUUGAAAUGGUUUGGGGAAGUGGGAAGGCCAGAUUCACUGACCCACAAAAACGUCAGUCUUCUCAUUUGCUUAUGAAUAACAGGAAUAAGCCCAAGUUGAUAAAAGGACAAAUCAUUCUUGUUACCCCUUCCAGAAAUAUAAUUGGGUGAUAAUGCUUGUCUCAGAGCUAAUGUCAAGAUUUUCACCCCAUGUCAACUGAAUUUUUCCAUCUCUUGUUCCAAAACAGGAACAUUUCUGAACUACUAAAAGAUUCUAGAACAGGUUAUCUUAGAUGAAUCAAGAUGUUUGCAAGUUUCAUUGGUAAUAGUUAUGAAUGUCAAUUCAUAUUUCUAAAUAAAGCCUGUUUUCUUAGAAAUUGAAGUUGAUUCUUUUGCAGUCCCACUAUUCAGUAUAUUAAUUUAGUGAUUUUUUUUGUUUCAGUCUCUAGUGCAAAUUACAUUGCUUUCACUCUACAGCCUAAUUAGUUGCCAGCAAACCCAAUUUGGAGUUAAAUUCCUCUUGCAGUUACGUCAAAACUUUUACCUUGGAUAUAAACUUACUGCCUGGAUAUCUUUAACUGUAGAGGAACUGGAAAGUAUCAUUUAUCAAGUCUUCACCAAAUGUUGAUUCCAUUAAUGUAACUUUGUGUAUAUGUUACUUGGCUGUAAUUGGUCUCUAUCCUAAGUAUGCCAUCCUGUUCAGUCACAUCUCCAUUCUGAUUGUGUAAUUCCGGAUUGCUUUGAAUGACACCUUCGGAUCCUUUCUGGUGCGGGUUUUGCCAGUGUCAGGGAAUUCUCUCUUGACAUCUGCAGAUCUCUGUAGUCAAGUGGUCGGCCUCGGCGUGAGCACAAAUUGCUAUUCCUUGUAUUCCUGUGAAUAAAAUGUAACUGUCCUUGGAACAAUUAUUUAUCAGUGUGUUCAGCAAUAUUAUUGUACUAACAAAUGAUCUCUUCAUUUAGUCAUUCCCACUGCUAUUAAUUCAUUUCAUUUCCUCAAUUGGAAUAAGGAUCUGUUCUCUGAUGAUCAACUAUAUACCUAACUGUUCCAUCAGGACUGAGAUUAACACUUUAUUUAUCCCUGACAACCUUAGAAGCCAGCAUCCAGCUCCCGUGAUUUGCAUUUAUUACAUGGUAACUAAACACUUUUAUUUUAUGCAGAGAUUACUAUUGCCUGCUUGCUUCUAGAUUUGAUGUUUCAUCUGCUACAGAUAACAGGACCCUAAAGAUUGAAACUGUUGGUUCCCUAAAUUCAUUAAAUUAUUGAAUGUGAUUUGUAUAUCUACGCGUAUGAGAGAUAUUUGGCCACGACCUCCAUUCACCGGUCUCCAAGGAAAAAUCAUCUUCUCAGUGCACAGAUGACUAACUGCCUGUAUAGAUUAAACCUGAGCUAAAUCGGUGAUGCUAAACAAUGCGCAUUCUGCUUUUGGCACCAGAAAGCAAUUAUUAAUGUAUUCUACAUUAUUGUCACCAUACACAUAGAAAAUUGAUCAGUUGAAGUCGACCGGAAAUCACCUUCAAUAUCAGGUACAAUCCUUGAGGUCAUUUAAAUAAUCUGAAAGACUGGCUGAGGCAUCUUGCAUUGGUUUUCCAUGAAGAAAAUCUUAACAUUCAUUCCAACUGUUAGAUAAUGCUAGGUCAAACUCCUGUUAUAUGUUGUUGAUUUUGUUUUAAUGAGGGGAAGCUCAGUUAUCAACCUAGUGAAGUGCUCUUUUGAAUAAAAGUUUCGACGCAACCAAUUCUAUUACCUUUAAGUAUUACUAAAUAGAGUCAAUUUGUGUUUUGUUUUUAGUUCCAAAACAGGGCUACUUAUCAACUGUUUAUCAGCUAAAAUCAAAUGUUCUUAGGUUUUAGUGGGGAAACAAAGUAAUGAUGCCAUAAGUAAAGCCUUGGUAGGAACCUGCUGGAAACCCUGAUUGUCAACUGUGGUAUAUGGUGGAUGCUUCUCUUCAAAGAUUGAAGGACAAGUAAUGUAAAUUUCAGAUUCCUGUCAGGAUGUCUGUUUUCAUAUUUUGUGAUCAUAACAUUUUGUUGCAUAUGUAUGAUUAAAGCAGUACAAGCAUAUUAAUAUGGUAAUGCACAUUUAUUUUGCACCUAUACUGUCAUCCAAAUGUAAACCAAAAAUAAAGCUACUCUGCACUCUGGCUGCAGCUUUGUUAAAAUCAUUAUGAUUUAAAGCUAUUUGGCUAGUGAAAUGAUUUAUGAAAGAUGAAUGUUUUCUAAUUGCAUCAAUGAUUCGUAAGAAUAUGUUCAAAUUACUUGAUUAGGAACUUGCAACAGCAAAAUGUAACAGUAUCAAGUUAUGCUGUUGUGUAAUAUGAAUGGCAGCUAUUUUCUUUCAGUCCAUUGUAUUUCACUAUGCAAUCGAAGCAAAAUAAUAAGCCUCUUGGUCUUAUUGAAGGAUGAGGCUUAUCUGGCUGCUAAUUUAAAAAUAAAAUCCAUUUGCACAGCAGCUAUUGCUUUCAAUGGCUUUUUUUUUUUUUAAUGAAUGGACCAUCCACUUUCUCCCUUAUCAAUUGAUCGCCUCUGUGUCCUACAAUUAAGAGUUACUUCAAAUUAGCUGAAUUAGUUACCCUUUGGUAAUUGCUAAAUUUGUAAUAAGUUCAUACCAUAACAUUUUUCCACAAAUUACUGACAAGUUAUUUGGGGAGUGGGAGUAGAUAUACAUGUGUACGUUAAUGAUGUUGUGAUAAACAUUGUAUUUGUUCGUUCAGUGGGAUGGCAUCUUCAACUGCUUGCUUGACAACCACAUUAUUCUCUACCCUCUCCCCCUACCCCACCCCCCUCAUCAUUAUCGAAGUAGCCAGUGACGAGUCAUAAUCACUUUCAUCUAUCAUUUGCAAAUUUGAUUUAAUAUGUAACUAAGUUGGUUGAUUUGUCGUGGCUUUGUCUUUUGAAGCUUGAAACAAUAAAACUAAACACCCAUGCAGUGAAGAGAAACUCCAAAUGUAAUUGGGCAGUGGAAUAGUUUUCAGAUCCUUGGUUUUGGUACCCAAUGGGUUUUGUUUUCAUAGUUUUGUUUUCUGCUGUAAUUAAUUUUCUCUUUUGGAAUUGUCUUUUUGUAACAAGAGCGAAAAUUACCACCAGACUUUUUACCAGAUAUUCUAACAGUACUGCUAACAGAUUUUUCCUUUUAUUUUCCUUAAAUGAAGAGAAAAAAUUAAGUCAUGGAUACCACAUUGAUGGUAUUGAGUUAAUACACACAUGAAUUUUUCAGAUGAAAUAUACAAUAUAAUGUUUGGACUGCUAGGUAUGUUUUACUUUAAAUUUGCGUUGUACGUUUAAAUCUCUCAAAGAGGUACAUUUGACCACAAAAUAGUUGUGAAAUUUAUUAAGGUUGUGGUUGGAUGACAAACUAUAUCACCCACACUGUUCAUUUUUAUAAAGUUAGAUGUGAUUUACAUAGUUGCUGCUGCUUAACUGAUAAAUAUGUUGCAGCUUGUAUUACGACUAAAAAUGGUUAAAACCCCAUAUUUUCUAACUCGUACUGUCCUUAAUUUUGGAUGUAAAGCAUUCUUUGCUUAGCUACUUGUUUUGUAUCAACCGUGCCCUAGUUGAAUAGCAAAAAGCAAGCCCUAAGCUAUCAUAAGCUGUUAAAUUCCAAUAGCAGUGAAGAUGUAACAAUCUUGCUUGCUUUAUACAUUUUAGAAACUGUUUCAACUGUAUUUAUUUGCCACCGUAAAUACUGUAGAACUGAUGCAACUUCAUCCUAUAGGGAUUAUUGUGUGCCUCUAGCAGCGUGUUUUAAUAGAAAUUGUAGUGGAUGAAUAAGUACGCACACUGUGUUGUCACCUUUGCAAGUGGUAUCAAAAUAUUGAAAUUUUAAUAUUUAAUAUUCAAUAAAAAUAACAAAAUGAA